Eremothecium gossypii ATCC 10895 is the source of this 1596-nucleotide messenger RNA. RefSeq names its product protein kinase TDA1 (gene TDA1). Gene Ontology annotation, biological process: cellular response to oxidative stress; protein phosphorylation. Gene Ontology annotation, molecular function: calcium/calmodulin-dependent protein kinase activity; ATP binding; calmodulin binding. Lineage: Eukaryota; Fungi; Ascomycota; Saccharomycetes; Saccharomycetales; Saccharomycetaceae. The coding region runs from base 1 to 1596 and encodes 531 amino acids. The record is from RefSeq and is marked provisional. The transcript has a single exon.
AUGCCACAGGCUGGUGAGUUGAUGAUCACUCCGGGCCUGAUGAAUAACAAUACCGCAGGUACUUGGCCACCCUGCGACAGUACCAUCCUGGGUGUACCUACGAGCAACUGCAAAUACGUUACAACCACGAGCAAGCUUGGAGAUGGUAACUUCAGUGUUGUUAAGGAAUGCAUGAAUUUGCAGACGAAAGUGCGGUAUGCGAUGAAGUUGAUUCCCAAACGGCUAGUACGCGGGCGUCUGCAGUUGAUACAGCGGGAGGUUAUGGUGCUGAAGCACGUGCACGCACGCACGCACCAAUAUGAGAGUGGCAGGGGCGAGCACGAGAAGGGCAUGGAGAGGCAUGGGACUUUCGACGGCCACCAUCACGUGUUGCAGCUCUUUGAUUAUUUUGAGACGAAAGACAAUAUUGUGUUGGUGACGCAGCUUUGUGAGCAGAGCGACCUGUACGACUGUAUUAUCAACUCGGGUUCGUUGGACAUUGACACCCAAGUGAAGCCGUAUGUCGCGUGUUUAUUGAGUGCACUAGACUUCUUGCACCAGAGCGGCGUUAUUCAUCGAGACAUUAAGGCAGAGAACAUCCUAUUCCGUCUCCGUGAAACGGUACCGUCUACCGACGCAAAAUACGACGUGCGGGCGCACGACUUAAUCAUCGCAGACUUUGGCCUUGCUGUGGGAAAAGAGGAUCGCUCUUCUUUGAAAGAAUAUGUAGGCACCCUCUCCUAUCUUGCGCCGGAAUUGGUUCGCUGCAAAGAUAUGAAGACGAUGACACCUGCAGAAGCAGAAAGAAUCCCAGAGUACGGUGCAGCAGUCGACAUAUGGGCUCUUGGUGUCCUCUGCUACUUCAUGAUGAGUGGCUAUAUGCCGUUCGAUUGCGAAGACGAUGCCGAAACUAGUGACUGCAUCUUGAAGGGUGACUAUUACGUUGACGAGGAAGCUCGUGCCAACGCCAAUGAGAGCUAUAACAGCUGCUGGAACUUCAUGCAGCGCUGCUUUACGAUGGAUGAUAAUAUCCGGCCGCGCGCACACGAACUCAUGGGCCACGCAUUCAUGCGGGAAUACUUCCAAUCGGCUGCGGCCAAUGACUUCGCAUCUAUCCCGCUACUCGAGAGAUCAAGAUCCUCGAACUCCCUGCACCACUUAGCGCCGCCAUCACGCGCACCGUUUAUCUCGUCUGGCGUGCCGGUUAUUAACGAGCGCCCUGUGCCACGUGUUGGCUCGCGUGAGCGCAAUUUGGAUAAGUUGCGGGAUACUUUGCGGAAGACCCUUUCCCUCACUUCGCUUGAACCUAUGCGCUUUGUUGCUCAAGCGAAUACUCCUAAUCCUAAUAAGAAGAACUCUACUUUUGUUCUUGAGCCAGCUCCUCCCACGGGGAGUCUAAUGAAUGGGUGUUUCAGCGUCACACCGGAAAGUAAAUCCAACCUCAAUACGCCAGUCCUUUCGCGCAGAAGCUCCGGCCAAAGUGUGAUUGAUACUGCUGUCACAACCAUGAGAAGUUACUCUACAAAAGGACAAAGGGGCAAGUUGCUUGCGGGCAAUGUGCCGGAAAUUGAGCGACAUAGGGUCCCUCAAUUCCACUUUGGGGACGAUGACGAGUGA